AUGAUACAAGGACGCAAGUCCAAUGGGAAUUUAGCUUAUGCGGCAAAAUCAGUGGAACAGUUUCAUGAAAAUAUAAAACAAAUAAAAUAUGAUCAUAAACUGCAAGAUAACUCCAAGAGUGAAGUACAUCAGACUGGAAAUGCAAAGGAGGAAAAGAAGAGUGUACCUCACUUGCUGUACCCAGACUCAUUUCUCUUCAAGCACUGGGGUUCAGAUUUAACAGAAGAGGAGCAAACAGUUGCACAGAAUCUUUUCUUAAAAUAUGGAUAUAAUGUUUAUCUCAGCGAUCGUCUACCUCUGGACCGACUUAUUAAAGACACCAGAUCUCCCAGUUGUCAAAGGAAAACAUAUCCCCAAGACCUUCCAACACUCAGUGUUGUACUUAUAUUUAUGAAUGAGGCACUGUCAAUCAUCUUACGUGCAAUUACUAGUAUAAUUAAUCGAACACCUUCUCAUUUACUGAAAGAAAUCAUCCUGGUAGAUGAUUGCAGUUCAAAUGAUGAUCUGAAAGGACCUUUGGAAGCACAGAUCAAAAGUUACAAUGCAAAGCAUCCUGGACUGCUGAAAAUCGUAAGGCAUCAGAAAAGAGAAGGUCUAACACAAGCCCGGAUUUCUGGCUGGGAGGCGUCAACUGCAGAUGUUGUUGCAAUUUUGGAUGCACAUAUUGAAGUGAACAUAGCGUGGGCUGAACCUAUCCUGUCUCGAAUAAAAGAAGAUCGCACUGUUAUAAUAUCACCAGUAUUUGACAAUAUUCGCUUUGACAACUUUGACCUUCUCCAGUAUUCAGUGGCUGCAGAUGGAUUUGACUGGGCACUCUGGUGCCUUUAUGAACCUUUACCAAAUGAAUGGUAUGCUCUCAAAGAUGAAACAGCUCCAGUUCGGAGCCCAUCUAUAAUGGGGAUUCUUGUUGCACAUAGAGAAUUUUUGGGUGAGAUCGGUGUCCUGGAUGGUGGAAUGAACAUAUACGGAGGAGAAAAUGUGGAACUUGGCCUGAGGGCCUGGCAAUGUGGAGGUAAAAUAGAAGUAUUGCCCUGUUCAAGAAUUGCUCAUUUGGAAAGAGCUCACAAGCCUUACUUGCCAGACUUGAGUAUUGCUGUGAGACGGAAUGCCUUGCGGGUGGCUGAAGUGUGGAUGGAUGACUACAAGUAUAUGGUCUACCUAGCAUGGAAUCUUCCAUUAGAGAAUCCUGGAAUAGAGUUUGGAGAUGUUUCUUCCAGAAAGGAACUAAGGAAAAAACUAAACUGUAAAGGCUUUGACUGGUACAUAAAAAAUAUUUACCCUAAUUUAGUAGUUCUGCCCAACAUUGUUGCCUAUGGAACAAUGAGAAACACACUGAAAGAAGACAUCUGUAUUGAUCAAGGUCCUGUCCCUGGAAAUACACCAAUUAUGUAUGUUUGUCAUGCAUAUUCACCACAGCACAUCUUUUAUCACAGCACUGGAGAGAUAUACGUAGGAGGUUUGUGUGCCCGACUGAAUAAAGUUGAUCGUUGCCUCACUGACCCUGGGAAUGGAGACCUGCCAGUUUUAGAACAAUGUGACACAGCUGUGAAUAGAGGUCUGAACUUGUAUUGGGAUUUUAAGCAAGGAUCAGCAGUAAUCAAUAGAAACACUAGAAGAUGCCUUGAAAUCACAGGAGACAAUCAGUCUUCAUACAGACUUGUGAUGCAGGCCUGCUCAGGACAAAGCUGGAAUAUUCAACAUACUCUUAAGGACUGGGGAAAGACAAAAGAUCUGGAACAGAAGACACAGCAUUCAAAGCAUUGA
Rhea pennata is the source of this 1764-nucleotide messenger RNA. It is a transcript of the gene GALNT8, whose product is annotated as polypeptide N-acetylgalactosaminyltransferase 8. Gene Ontology annotation, biological process: protein O-linked glycosylation. NCBI's taxonomy places the organism in Eukaryota, Metazoa, Chordata, Aves, Rheiformes, Rheidae. The coding region runs from base 1 to 1764 and encodes 587 amino acids. The record is from RefSeq and is a predicted model, not a curated record. Gene Ontology annotation, molecular function: polypeptide N-acetylgalactosaminyltransferase activity. Gene Ontology annotation, cellular component: Golgi apparatus. The transcript is spliced from 11 exons.